Molecule: messenger RNA, 2056 nt
Organism: Drosophila hydei
Lineage: Eukaryota; Metazoa; Arthropoda; Insecta; Diptera; Drosophilidae
Gene: Orc2
Product: origin recognition complex subunit 2
Exons: 3
Coding region: 127-1872 (581 amino acids)
Biological process (GO): DNA replication
Cellular component (GO): nuclear origin of replication recognition complex; nucleus
Molecular function (GO): DNA replication origin binding
Source: RefSeq, a predicted model, not a curated record
CUUCAAAGGAAACUUAUUAUUCGAUAUGUUAUUUACAAAACCGCGCCAAAAACAACAAAAAUCUUAUUUAUAUUUUAAUUUUUACUAAACCUCUUUUGUUAAUAGUGCAGUAACAACAUAUGUAAAAUGAGCACGACACCAAAAAAAAUACAAUCAGCUGCCAUUGAUUCAAGUACCACUGAGCCUGAGGAGCAGCCACGCACACGACGCUCCACACGCAGACCAAGCCCCACAAAAAAGUAUAAAGAGUACAGGGACAAGUCCGGAGGUCAGCGAGUUGUCAACUAUGCUGAGGAGGAGUCUCAGUCAGAAGAAGAUGAAGAUGAAGAGAAUGUGGGUGCUGCAAAGCCAAAUACCCGAGAUAUACAGCUAAUACAGGCCGACUACAAUGUGGCGGGGACUAGCUUAUUUGGCUUCAAUACGCCCAAGAAGCGCGAUGCUAUGGCACUAGCUGCACUCAAUGCUACGCCCUGCACUCCGAAGACACCAAAGACGCCGCGCCUGGGUCUCAAGACCCCAGACACGAAGCGCAAAAAGGCAGAUCAGCCCAAGACGCCGGCACAUGUGAGAACGCGGGUGAAACAACAGAUAGCCAAAAUUGUGGCUGACUCCGAUGACGAUUUCUCCGCGGACAGUGACUUCCAUCCAGGCGACGACGAUUCCUCGAGUAGCAGCAGCAGCAGCAGCAGUGAAGGCGGUGCCAGUUCUGACAACGACGGCGCCGACGAUGAGUCGAAGACGCCAUCUAAGGCUCGUCGAGCCAUAGUUGUGCCUGUGCUGCCGAAGACGCCGUCGGCCGCCCGCCAGCGACAGUCGGCGCGUGUGAAGAGAUCGAACGAGUUUGUGCCCGAGAGUGAUGGCUACUUUCAUUCUCAUGCCAGCAGCAAGAUUCUCACGUCGGAUCAUACGCUAGAUCGCCUGAAGAAUCCGCGAUUAGCCGCUGAUCGUUUGUUUACUCUGCUGGCCGACAUGAAAGCAUCCCCAGAGCACGAGAUGGCCAUCAAUGCCAUUAUGGAAGAGUAUCGCUCGUACUUUGCCAAAUGGAUGUGCAUUCUAAACGAAGGAUUCAAUAUUCUGCUUUAUGGCCUCGGCUCGAAGCGACAGUUGCUGCAAUCCUUUCAUCGUGACAUACUCGCCCAGCAAACCGUACUGGUCAUCAAUGGCUUCUUCCCCAGUUUGACACUGAAAGAUGUCUUGGAUAGUAUUACUAGCGAGAUUCUAGAUGCUGGCCCAAGUCCAGCCAAUGCCCACGAGGCCGUCGACAUGAUCGAAGAGGAGUUUGCACUCAUACCAGAAGCACAUCUCUAUUUGAUUGUUCACAAUCUAGACGGUGCUAUGCUCCGUAAUGUGAAAUCUCAAGCCAUUCUCUCCAGAUUGGCACGCGUGCCCAACAUUCAUCUAUUGGCCUCCAUAGAUCACAUCAAUACACCUUUGCUUUGGGAUCAGAACAAGCUAAGCAACUUUAACUUCUCCUGGUGGGAUUGCACCACCAUGCUGCCCUACACAGAUGAGACGGCCUUUGAGAACUCAUUGCUGGUGCAGAAUUCUGGCGAACUGGCGCUGUCUUCGCUGCGCAGCGUCUUCUCCUCGCUGACAUCAAAUUCGCGCGGCAUCUACAUGCUGAUUGUCAAGUUUCAGCUGAAGAACAAGGGCAAUGCCAACUAUCAGGGCAUGCCCUUCAAGGACUUGUACUGGAGUUGUCGCGAGGCCUUUCUGGUUAGCUCCGAUUUGGCACUGCGCGCCCAACUGACUGAGUUUCUGGAUCACAAGCUGGUCAAGUCGAAGCGCAGUGUCGACGGCUCCGAGCAGCUGAACAUACCGAUUGAUGCGUCGCUCCUGCAGCAGUUUCUCGACGAGCAGGAGAAGAAAUAGUCGCAACAUAUUUAGAACAUAUUAAUUUAUUAUCUAAUUUGUUAAAUACAAUUACAAUAUGUCACUUUAAAAAUGGUUUCUUCUCCUUCGCUUUGUUCGCCCGUGUUGUAACGUCCCUGACCCCGCCCCAGUUUUACUAUAAAGUUCUAUUACAUAUGCAUAUAUAUAUAUGUAUAUAUAUGUG